Molecule: messenger RNA, 640 nt
Organism: Teleopsis dalmanni
Lineage: Eukaryota; Metazoa; Arthropoda; Insecta; Diptera; Diopsidae
Product: putative peptidyl-tRNA hydrolase PTRHD1
Exons: 2
Coding region: 72-431 (119 amino acids)
Molecular function (GO): peptidyl-tRNA hydrolase activity
Source: RefSeq, a predicted model, not a curated record
UUAGUGUUUAUAUAUUUAUUAAAUGGAAAUUAAACAAUUUUGAUUAAAAAACAAGAUUUUAUUGUUAUAAAAUGUCAACAAUAGUACAGUAUAUAAUUGUGCGCAGUGACUUACGAACUGCUCUAAAUUGGCCUAUAGGUGCUGUAAUUGCUCAAUGCUGCCACGCUGCAACUGCUGUGAUAAAUCUCAACUCAGAUGAUGAAGAAACAGUUUGUUAUUUAAAAGACAUGGAUAACAUGCAUAAAGUUGUUCUUGAGGCUAAAGAUGAAGGCGCACUAGUUAAAUUAGCAGAUAAACUUAAGGAGAAUAACGUAAAGCAUAAAAUGUGGAUUGAACAGCCGGAAAAUAUUCCAACAUGUAUAGCAAUUAAACCGUAUGUCAAGGAUAAUGUGCAUAAAUAUGUAAAGCAUUUAAAACUUCUGAAAGAAUAAAAUUGAGUUUUAAGUAAUCUUUUUAAUAAGAAAAUGAUGAGAAACAACGGUUAGAAAAUUCGUCUAAUAUUGAUCAGAACUACUAGCGAACAUCUCUGGUUAAUAUAUGGUGUUAAACUGCUGCCGUGGCUAAAGCAUAUUCAACAUCUUAUUUAUAUAUUUAUAUUACUAUAUACUGCGUCCUGAUUGUAGCAUAAACCCUCAUAAUA